AUCCACGCAAAUUAAUCAAUUGUUUGGCCACACGCUGCCUCACGGUCUUCAAAAUAAAAUAAUACACGAAAAAAGUGCAAAUCAAUGUGCAAAAUCAAAGUAUAUAUUCAAUAAUUAUCACAUAAAAUGCCGACUAACAAACUAAGCAAACAUGGAUUAACGCAUUUAUUGUAGAUUGUUAUCUAUGGGAUUGAAGUCAACGAAAAAGGUUUGAGCAACAUUUUUCAACGUAAAUCAGUAACUAAAAGUGUUUCAUUUACGUUUCGUACGCGAUUUUUAUGUGUAGACAUCAAAUAAACGACUACAACAAAAAUUAGCAGUAACAUCAUCAGCCGCACCAGCAACAACAACAACGAAGGGCACAUCUAACGCUGCGGCUAACAGAUGAGCCCCAACAACAGAUGUCAAUUGCUGCAGCCGAAAAUGCAGGGCUUAGCCCAAGUGACUUACCAGAUCAUUGGGCCUCAGGUACAUCAAAUCCAGCGACCUCAACCAGCAGCAGCAGCAGCAUUAGUGCCAGCGGCAGCAACAGCAACAGCGGCAGCAGCAGCAGCAACAUCAACAAGUACAACAGCGGCAACAUAUCGGUCUGCAACCUGCCGCGCUCAUCGCCGGCCGCUGCCACAGCAGCCGUUACGUUAUCAUCGGCCGGCGGCGGUAUUGGCAGCAACUUGUUGAGCGGCUUGCAUCACGGACUGGCGCCCGGAACGCAUCCAUUGCAACGCGCGACGGCAGCCAGCGGAGGCGGGGCUGGUGCUGGUGGGGGCGUGGCAGGCGCCUCGACAGCAGCGGCACUAACACUCCAACAGCAGCAACAUCAACAGCAGCAGCAACAUCAGCAGCAACACCAACAGCAGCAGCAGCAACAUCAGCAAUUGAGCUACCAGCAGCAACUGCACCAGCAACUCAUCUCGCAGCGUUCUAUACAAAAUAAGGCGGCGGCCAGCGCUGCCGCACAAACGGCAAAUCUUGCAGCUGCCCUGCAGCGAUCGACUGCCAUUAUGAACGCGGUGGCAUCGCCGAUCUCAGCCAACUCUGCCAACUCAGCGACGUCCGGCCGGAAGAUACGACGUAAGACGGAUGCAAAGGUCAAUCUGCCUCAAUCACAAAUCAACAAAUGCAACAAUGAGAAGCGACGUCGCGAGGCGGAGAACGGUUAUAUCGAGCAGCUGUCGGAGAUAUUGACGCUGAACAAGCGUGGAGAUAUGACCUCAACGAAACCGGACAAGGCGGCUAUACUAAACCAAGUGGUUCGAACGUACCGUGAGAUUUGUGACAAGGGCCAAAACCGUGAUAUAUCCUCAACGUCGACGAACAACAACAACAACUCCACGACAACGACCAACAACAACACGAAUAGCAACAACAAUAACCACAGCAACAACAACAACACCAGCAAACCGCAAGCAACCUCAACCCGCUGCAGCCGCUGUGCGACGGACAACUGCUCGAUUCAUCCGGUGCAACAGGGCGAGGUCUCGUCGACGGAACCCCCUCUUCCGGAACCCUCGCUCCUCCUCGGCCAGGUGCCCGAAAUAUCGGCAUACUUCGAGGCCCUCGAGCACUAUAUCAGCGGCGUCGGCUGGGUCCUGCUGCAGGUGAACGCCAACGGCAUCAUUGAGUCCUGCACGCAGAACAUCCGCGACCUGAUCGGCUAUGAGAAGCAGGAGCUGUACCACCAGCCGCUCUACAGGUACCUCUAUUCGGGGGAUCACGCCAAGCUAGAGCCGAUCAUCAACAACAACAUGUACAGCAAUCCGCCCAAUGGAGGUGGCGGAGGUAGCAACUCCGCCGGCAAUUCGGGCACUUCAGCCGCCGCCGCCUCCGCGGGCGUUUGGGGAGAUCUCGAGGAGCUGAACAAUGGCAGUGCCUCCCAGCAGUCAGCGGGCUCAAAUUCCAGUUCGGGUGGAGCAGGCGGAGCAGGAGGAGGCGGAGGAGCAGGUGGCACUGCGGUGGGCAAGUCAAAGCGCAGCAUCUCCACCAAGGUGCGCAUGCUAGUCAAGGACACACGCACUGCCACCCAGACGUCGUCGAACUGCGAGGAGAAGCCACUGCGGCAGUCCGGCCAGCAGGACAAGUACGAGGAGGUGGUCCUCAUAGCGGCUCCAGUCAAGGAUGACGCCGAUGCCAGCAGCUCGGUUCUCUGCCUCAUCACACGACCGGAGGACGAGUCGCCACUGGAGAUCAACAUUCAGCAGCACGUGCAGCAGCAGCCGAUCGAGCAGAUGACCUUCAAGCUGGACAUCCACGGCAAAAUACUCACCCUCGAUCCGACGGCCCUUCGGGAGCCGUUCAAGCAGCACCUGCAGACGUGGGUGGGCCGCCUGUGGCAGGAUCUCUGCCAUCCGCACGACCUGUCCACGCUCAAGUCGCAUCUGCGCGACAUCCAGGACUCGGCCAGUGCCAAUUCGCCGGGUGCUGGAGCGGCCACCAGUGUGGUUUCGCGUCCCUUUCGCCUGCGGUUGGGUGCACCCGAUGUCUACGUGCAUGUGAAGGCCAAUUCGAGACUUUUCUUGAAUCAGACGCCCGGCGAGGGUGACUUCAUCAUGUCCGUGCAAACGCUGCUCAACUCGGAGAACGACAUGAACAGCAGCAACACGGGUAGCAACAAUGCGGGAAGUGGGGGAUUGGGCCUGGGGCAGCUGUGCGCCAUGGCGCCCAGUCCCUCGCUGGCCAGCUCCCUGCUCAGCAGCCUCUCCAUGGACGGCCUUCAGGGUUCGGGCUCCUCCUCCUCGCCGGCGGCCUCGGGCAUGCUGCCCACCCAUCUGCUGGGCGGACUGGUGGGCGGUGGCCAACAGGGCGGCGGUGGGAAUAGCACGCAGACGACGAGCGUGGGCGGACCACUAAUGAGCAGCGCCAUUAUCAAUGGAAGCGGACUGCAGCAGCAGCAACAGCAACAGCAGCAGCAGCGAUCCGGCGCCAGCUCCUCGGCCAGUUCGUCGGCAAAUGCGUUGGUCAACGCAUUCACCGCCUCGCCGGCGGCCGCGGAGCAUAGUUUCUACGGAAGCGACACCUUCGAGUUCGACAUUGCAGCACAUUCCUCAUUCGAAUUGGAUCCCAGCGGCGGCGUGGGCGCCUGGACCGAUUCGCGUCCCAAUUCGCGGGCCUCCGUGGCGACGCCGGUCAGCACGCCGCGUCCUCCGUCUGGACACGGAUUUAGUCCGGCCGUGUGCGCCUCCCCGGCCACGCCCUAUCAGCUCUCCUCGCACUCCGCCGCCAGCCUGCCGUCGCCGCAGUCAAAUGCCAGCGCCGGCGGAGGCAACUACGGUUUCAACUUCCACUCCUUCGAGACGGGCGACGUGAAGCCCGAAAAGGAUGUCCAGCAGCAGCAGCAAACAAGGCAGCAGGUGAACAACAAUAGUGGCAGCAGCAGCAGCAAUCCUCUGAUGGGUGGAGGACUGCCAAACGGAGUGGGUGGAAUGCUGCUCUCCCAGCAGCAGCAACAGCAACAGCAGCAAACGCCGCCGCAACAGCAGCAGCAGCAACAGGAAUCCUCGGAGCGACUGCGCCAUCUGCUGACCAAGUCACAGAGCAUGGCCGGCGGUAUGGGAGGAUUGGGGGAUGAUGAGAAGUACUUCAAGCCGGAGGUCACCGAUGAGGAGAAGCUCGCCGGCGGCAGCUUCAAGAUGGGCGGCCAGCCCGGCGGCCUGGGCAUGUUCGGACCCAUGGGAUCGAUGGGACGUGGUGUCGGCAACGCGAGUAUGCUGCACAAGGCGGGCAAUUCGCAGAACCCCAUGCUGCUCAAGCUACUCAACGAAAAGUCCGAGGACGAUGAUGGCAACGGAUCGGGUAGCGGACCGGGCUCCAUGAACAACUCCCGCCAGAGCGAACUGAUGCGCCAGCUGAAGAAUCCCGACGGCGGUGGCCAUGGUGGCAUGCAUCGCGGCAGUGCCAGCGGCAACAUGAGCACCGAGGACCUCAAGGCCAUGUUGAAGAUCCAGAGCGAUCCGCUGAGCCGCAAGCGGUCGCUCAACGAGCCCGACGACGAUCCCUCCGCCAAGCGGUCGGAGGACAAGCCGAGCAAACUGUGCACGCAGAACAAGAUGCUGGCCAAGCUGCUGCAGAAUCCGCCAAAGAUACCCAAAGCACCCAAUCCCGAGCAGCCGCUGCAGGUGAAGACGCUGCCGGACAUAAACAGCUCCACGGUGAGCAGCACGCUGGCCGCUCCGGGCAACCUCAUAAGCGCAGGCAGCACGGGGCCCAAAGCGGCAGCAAAUCGCAACCGAAAGCAGCAGCAGCAGCAGCAACAGCAGCAACAGGCCGCCGGCAUUCCUUCCCAGCAGCAACAACAGCAGCCAAACGAUGUCUACCUCAGCCAGCAGCAGCAGCAGCAGCAGCAACAGCAACUGCAGCCGCCGCAGCUGGCCUUCCAGCACCAGCAACAACAGCAACUGGCGACCACAGCAACUACCUCAAUUACCACAGCGGCCUCCACUUCGGCUGCGGCGGCUGCAGCUGCGGCGGCGGCAGCAGCGGCGGCCAUUCUCGGCGACGGCGACUCGGAGCUGUCCAAGCUGCUGGACAGCGUGAUGGAGUACUAUCCGGAUGAUACGCCCAUUGUGACGAAUGCUCCCUCGGAGGCCUCGGCCAUCAACGAUAUUCAAAAGUCACUGAUGCAGGACGUCGAGGCGACGGCCUUUGGCAACGACCUCAGUCAACAGCUCAUGAUGAGCCAGCAGCAACAGCAUCAGCAACAACAGCAACAGCAACAGCUUCUGGCGCUUCAGUUGGCCCAACAGCAGCAGCAACAGCGACAGCAACAUCUGCAACAGCCGCCCGCCUAUCCGGGCAUGCUAAACAUGCAACAGCAGCAGCACCAGCAGCAGCAACAGCAAAACCAGCAGCACAUCAUGCAGCGUCUGGAGGCAAUGCGCAGUCAGGGCAAUCAGGGUUUCCAGCGACCACCGCCCAUGUAUCCAGCCCGCGGACGAGGGCCCAUGAACGCGGUGGCCACUCCGGGCGGAGUGGUACUGCCUGCCCAGCAGCAACUGCGCAACAUGCGGCAGCAGCAGCAGUUGGCCGCCGCCCAGCAGAAGGAGCGUUUGCUGCAGCAGCAGCAGAAGCAGCAGUUACUCGUCCCCGAGAAUGCCACUGGCAUGAAUGCGGGCCUGAAUAACAUUGGCUCGCUGCUAAACACGACAGUGGCUCCCAAUGUGUCCCUAUCCCGCACGAACCUGCCCUCAGAUGCCCAGCUGAGUCCAAACUUUGCUCAGACGUUGAUGCAGCAGCAGCUCAGUCCCGGUCGGAGCACGCCCUACAGUCCGCAGCCCAAUCAAGGCUAUGCUCCUCAGUUCCCGCAACCCGGUCAGCGUCUCUCCCCGCAGCAGCAGCAGCAGCUCAACCAGCAGCAGCAGAACAAUGCCCAGCAGCAACAGUUGGCCUACCAGCAGCAGCAACAGGUUGGCGAUGGCGGACGUUCCAACACUCCGUUUGGCUCCAACUCGGGAAUGCAGUCGCCGGUGAUGCAGAACAGCCCGCAGCAGUGGGGACCGGGCGGAGGUGGAGGCGGCGGAGGACCCGGCGGUCCGCUGCCAGCUGGCAAUGCCGGGCGAACACUGCAGCAACACAACCCGAUGCUCAUCGCUCAGCUGCAGGGCGUGAGUCCGUACAAUGCGCGUCAAUACCAACAGAACCAGAGACGCGGCUUGAAUUCCCCGGGAGCGGUUGGACCCGGCGGCAAUCCGGCAGCGCAGGCGGCUCUCCAGCGACAGAAUUCGUUCCAGGGACAGGGCGGUGGAGGAGGAGGGGCUACGACGCCCGACGGUUUCGGUGGUCCACAGUCGCCGUACGGCAGCAAUGUCAACGUUUUCCAGCAGCAACAGUUGCAGCGACUGCAGCGACAGGCCAGCGUUCCCCAGGCCACGCAACAUCUGCCAGGCUCGCCACGCUUUGGCUCCUCACCGGGCAGCAACAACAGCAGCAACAACAACACCACUGAUAGCUCAGCUGCCGCCGGCAACCAGCAGCAGCAGCAACAUCAGCAGCAGCAGCAACAUCAGCAGCACCAGCAACAGCAACAGCUGAUGAACGGGCUGAGCAUGUCGCCGCAUCCGCAUCCGGCGAUGAUGGGCGUGGGCGGGAUGGGCAGUGGCGGUGGCAACGGCAUCAUUGGCCUUGGCGGGGGCGGCGGCGGUAAUUACGGUGCCACCCUCGGCGCCUACGGGCAGCCGCAGCAGGCGAAUGAUUUCUAUGGUCGCGCGCAGACCGCUGGCGGUGGUGGCAAUGGUGGCAAUGCAAAUUCCGAGUUUGUUAAGCAGGAGCUGCGAGCGGUGGUCAGUGUGCGAGCCCAGCAGGCGGCGGCGGCGGUCACGGGAGGAGGCGUGGCCCAGCGCGGACAGACGCCGCAGAGUCCGCUGCAGCAGGGAGCAGUGAUCGGCGGAGGCGGAGGCAUCGUGGGCGGAGCCAAUAGUACAAACACCAUGGGCAACGUCACGCCCACGGGCAGCGGCAAUGUCAACUCCAUGCUCAACACGCCGCCAGAUCCAACGCUUGGCUUUAGCUUUGAGACGCCGGACUUCUUCACCAGCAGCGCUACGAGGUGACCCUAAGGUGACUAAUUCAGACCCCAGGAUGAUCACACACAACCAAAACUUCUCUUGCGCACGCAUUUAUGGCUCUAAAUAACAAGAAAUAA
Drosophila takahashii is the source of this 6634-nucleotide messenger RNA. RefSeq names its product taiman (gene tai). Gene Ontology annotation, molecular function: nuclear receptor binding; protein dimerization activity. Gene Ontology annotation, biological process: cellular response to hormone stimulus; positive regulation of transcription by RNA polymerase II. NCBI's taxonomy places the organism in Eukaryota, Metazoa, Arthropoda, Insecta, Diptera, Drosophilidae. The record is from RefSeq and is a predicted model, not a curated record. Gene Ontology annotation, cellular component: nucleus.